UGCUGUCAAAGUGCACAAAACAAACACACACUGAGUGAAUGCAGACAGACAACGACCAGAGUGCAGUGCCAACAGUUUAGCUUUGAACAUUUCAGCAUUUUCCCUUCAGCAAUGAUCUGGAAACAUGUCGGUGAGUGUGUGGUGGGGGGGUUACCCUCGAUGGCCCGAAGAGAUGAUUUCAGAUUUAAAUGACCAGGAGCAGCACUUUGGUAUGUUUCAGAAUAAGUGAGUCAGAAAGCAGCUUUCUGAUUGGCUGAAGCACAGGAACCAGUUUCUCCCUUGCUCAGAAUUAUAAUUACGUGCAGACUCAACUUCCCUCUCAGGUCUCUAAACAUUUCAGUUUACAUUCAGAACUCCGGCUGUGGUAAUAAUCCUACAGAAAUAAACAUGGAAGCCAACAAACACGCGGGCUUUAAAGCAACACGAGGCUGUUAUCUGCAGCAGGGAAGACGCCGACUGUUCAUGAAAACGUUCUUCUGUUCAACAAGUUCAUUAAACUUGUGAUGUGACAAAUUAAUGGCUAUUUAAAGAUACUAGUUCAGACUGGAUGAAACCAGGAUGAAACAGAACCGACACAGAGAGAAUCCUGUUUACUCAGCAGAUUUACUGUCACUGCUCAUCGGUGUGUGCAUGUGUGUGUGUGUGUGUGUGUGCGCGCGCGCGCGCUCUCAUGAAUGACUGAACGUGCCCUGGAUGCUUCACUCUAUUCGGUUUCUGCUGCAGCAGCUGCUGAGCUGACUGGCCUGGCCCAGAAGCUCCAGGACUUCUCUUUUCUCCUGGAGACGGAUGCAGCAGGUCUGACUCUGUCGCCCUGAUUACCUGCAUCACAGGUGAGAAUAAAGAACUUCAGAAUGCUGAAGCGAGGAACCCUGAAGUUGUUCCACCUGCUGGUUUUCAUGCAGUGUGUGUCAUCUGAGGGAGACUUUGACUGGACCAAGAAUGAGAGAACACCGUUCUACUACAGCACCUUCCCAGCAGGGUUCUCGUGGGGCGUCGGCAGCUCAGCCUAUCAGACUGAAGGAGCCUGGAACGUCGAUGGGAAAGGAAUGAGCAUCUGGGAUGCAUUCGCUCAUAAAACAGGAAAAAUCCCCUCCAAUGAAACAGGAGACUCGUCGUGUGAUGGAUACUAUAAAGUCAAGGAUGACGUGACUUUGAUGAAAGACAUGAAGCUGAAUCAUUACCGCUUCUCCAUCUCCUGGCCCAGGAUUUUACCCACCGGCAUAAAAAGUGAGCACAUCAACGAGAAGGGGAUCCAGUAUUACAACGACCUGAUCAACCAGCUGCUGGACAACAAAAUCACACCUGUUGUCACUCUGUAUCACUGGGAUUUACCGCAGGUGCUGCAGGAGAAACAUGGCGGCUGGCAGAAUGCCAGCAUCAUCAACUCCUUCAACGACUUUGCCAACUUGUGUUUUGAGAGGUUUGGAAACAGAGUGAAGUACUGGAUCACCUUCAACAACCCAUGGUCCAUAGCUGUGGAGGGGUAUGAAACAGGAGAACAUGCUCCCGGAUUGAAGCUGAGAGGAUCUGGAGCUUACAGAGCAGCUCAUCACAUCAUCAAGGCUCACGCUAAAGUCUGGCACACGUAUGACCUGAAGUGGAGAAGUAAACAGAAAGGUCAGAUUGGGAUCUCUCUAACUGCCGACUGGGGAGAACCAGUGGACAUUUCCAGCCAGAAAGACAUUGAGGCGGCGGACCGGUACAUUCAGUUCUACCUGGGCUGGUUCGCUGCUCCCCUCUUCAGCGGGGACUACCCUCACGUCAUGAAGGACUACAUCGGCAGGAAGAGCGGUCAGCAGGGUCUGGGAGCUUCUCGGCUUCCUGUUUUCUCACCUCAGGAGAAGAGCUACAUCAAAGGCACGGUGGACUUUCUGGGGCUGGGACACUACACCACCCGCUACAUCACUCAGAAGAACUUCCCAUCAGGCCUUGGGGACAGCUACUUUGCAGAUCGGGACCUGGCUGAGCUGGUUGACCCACGGUGGCCUGAUCCUGGUUCUGAGUGGCUCUAUUCAGUCCCCUGGGGCUUCCGACGCCUGCUGAACUUUGUUAAGGCCCAGUAUGGAAACCCGAUGAUUUACGUGACGGAGAACGGCGUCUCGGAGAAGAUGCUUUGUACCGACCUCUGUGACGACUGGAGGAUGCAGUUCUUUAAGGACUACAUCAAUGAGAUGCUGAAAGCUGUUAAAGACGGUGUGAACGUUAAGGGCUACACAGCCUGGUCCCUCCUGGACAGCUUUGAGUGGGAUGAAGGAUUCUCACAGAGGUUUGGACUCUUCUUUGUGGACUUCAGGAACAAAAACAAACCUCGCUACCCGAAGGCUUCAGUCCAGUUUUAUAAACGCAUCAUCAGCUCCAACGGCUUUCCCAACCCCAGAGAGGUGGAAGGAUGGAAGAGGAAAGCUGUGGAGACGUGCUCCUCCAGUAACCAGCUGCUGGCUGCAGAUCCGCUAAUCGGCCACAUGGAGAUGGUGACAGAGAUCGUUGUUCCUACCGUGAGUACGCUCUGCAUUCUCCUCAGCGCCGUGUUCUUCAUGUUCCUGCUGCGCCGACGCAUCUAGGAUGCCUCCUGUUUUCCUCCAAUCAGAGCUCAGAGACCGUGGAGCUGAAGAAGCCCGACUUCAUUUAUUUAUUGUUGCU
Nothobranchius furzeri (turquoise killifish) is the source of this 2640-nucleotide messenger RNA. It is a transcript of the gene lctla, whose product is annotated as lactase-like a. Gene Ontology annotation, biological process: carbohydrate metabolic process. Gene Ontology annotation, molecular function: beta-glucosidase activity. The record is from RefSeq and is a predicted model, not a curated record. Lineage: Eukaryota; Metazoa; Chordata; Actinopteri; Cyprinodontiformes; Nothobranchiidae.